This is a messenger RNA of Stegastes partitus (bicolor damselfish), 2278 nucleotides long. RefSeq names its product polymerase (DNA directed), alpha 2 (gene pola2). Gene Ontology annotation, cellular component: alpha DNA polymerase:primase complex. The transcript has 18 exons. The coding region runs from base 206 to 2014 and encodes 602 amino acids. Gene Ontology annotation, molecular function: DNA binding. Gene Ontology annotation, biological process: DNA replication; DNA replication initiation. NCBI's taxonomy places the organism in Eukaryota, Metazoa, Chordata, Actinopteri, Pomacentridae. The record is from RefSeq and is a predicted model, not a curated record.
CAGAUCAUCUGAGGCGGGUCAGAUUUACUCAGAGUUCUUGGAUUUAACAGCCAAACUCGACCUUUCUGCUGUAACUGGAGGUUAGCGGUCGUGUUGUUCAGACAUUCAGGCCGUCGGUGUUGUUAUGCAGAGAGCCGAGCAGAGCUAACGUUAGCCACAACACUGAGCCUCCUGACGUCCCAGUUCACUGCAGGCAGCACAAAACAUGGCUCUAGUAACCGCAGAGGAGCUGCAGUCAGAGCUGGACAUGUUCAGCAUCCCCUGCCAAGAUGAAUCCGUCCUUGACAAGAUGUUGGAACAGUGCAUCUGCUACCAGCUCCAGGCUGAUGAGAUGCUGCAUCAGUGGGUGGCCUACGGCUCCAAAAAAGGUGGACCGAAGCUCACCAUGGACACCCUGGACCAAUUUGAACAUGAGGUUUUAAAGAAGAGGACCAAAUCCAGACAAAACUUCAGAAAAGAAGACAGUCAUAACAGAACCAGAGACAUUCAGACAGUACAUGAUUUAAUCAAAGUCGAGGAAGAGGAGGAGAGCCUCUUAGACGCCUACUCUACUCCUGCUAAGGGCUCUCAGAAACGACCACUAACCACCCCGGAACACCCUCAUUCCAAGAGGAGUGCGGCUCUGUUAGCCAGCCCAGGCCUGCUGCUGUCUCCUGCCAGCUUCUCUCCCAGCGCUACACCCUCACAGAAGUACAGCCAGCGAGGAGGGAAAGGUGAGGUGGUGGUCACGUUUGGGGCCGUGCAGGGCACCCGUUGGGUGGGCAGGAAGAAUCCAGGUGCGGGCGUCCAACCAGAGCUCCUGGAAGGCCCUGACGACUCCCUCCGCUGCAGCUACAAAUACAUGUUCCAGAGGCUGCGAGAUGUUCGAAAUGUGUUGACGGAGAAGAUUGAGGAGUUGGGAGAAAACUUAAGGACUCACUUCAGCAUUGAAGAAUUCUCCCCCGUCUCUCUGCCUGCCCAGGACAGUAUAACCGUGUUGGGUCAGGUUUGCUGCGACAGUAACGGCAAACUCAACGCACAGUCGGUCCUGUUGGAGGCAGGACCAGAGCAAGGUGGUCAGCAAGUACCUGUUGACCUGUCAGAGCUCAAAGAGUAUUCCCUGUUUCCCGGUCAGGUGGUAGUGAUGGAGGGAAUGAACGCUACAGGAAGAAAGCUGGUGGCUUCUAAACUCUAUGAGGGAGUUCCUCUACCUUUCUACACUUCUAAUGUUAAAAUGGAAACUGAUGAAGAACCAAUGAACGUCCUGGUGGCCUGUGGACCCUACAUGCCCUCUGACAGCCUGACCUUUGACCCUCUGCUGGACCUGAUCAGUGUCAUAGUCAGGGAUCGUCCUGACGUCUGCCUGCUGCUGGGCCCGUUUGUGGAUUCAAAACAUGAACAAAUUGAGAAAGCCCAGGUGACUGAGACGUUUGAGGCCAUUUUCUCAAGAUGCAUCGAAAGCAUUGUGGACGGCACCAAAAGUGUUGGCUGUCACCUGGUGUUCGUGCCCUCUCAGAGAGACAUCCAUCAUCAUUUCAUCUACCCACAGCCACCGUUCACGCUGCCAAACCUCAGCAAGGACCAGGCCCAGCGUGUCACCCUGGUCCCUGACCCCUGCACCCUGCUGAUCGACGGCGUGACCUUUGGCGUGACGUCCACAGACAUUUUGUUCCACAUGGGUGCAGAGGAAAUCAGCUGUGGCACUGGAUCGGACAGAUUCUCACGCAUUCUGAAGCACAUGCUGACCCAGAGGAGCUACUACCCGCUGUACCCGCCUGUGGAGGAGGUGAACAUGGAUUACGAGAAGUUCCAGAGCUUCGGCCAGAUGCCGCUUACCCCUGACGUUCUCAUCAUUCCCUCUGAGCUGCGCUACUUCGUAAAAGAUGUGGCCGGCUGUGUGUGCGUCAAUCCCGGUCGGCUGACCAAAGGCCAGGUGGGCGGGACGUACGGCAGGAUGCUCAUUCAGAGCAGCGCUACGCCAGAGGAUGGAAAGAGAGUGAACCCCUGUUUGACUGCUCAGGUGGUGAAAAUCUAACAGGAGUAAAGACUUUAAACUCUCACUGUCACCCAAAAUGAGCUGACUUAACCAGGACCAGUUUUCUCUCCAGGUGUGCUGAGGAAAGCCACAAAUAACUCACUGUACUGUUUAGCAAAUUUCCAUGUUGAUUUAUUUUUGUAUUACAGACAUAUCAGAAUGCGCUGCGCUCUGGUUGGUGGUUUCAUAACUUGUGGAAUAUCAGUCUCUCAAAUAGAGGAGCAACAAUGUCUUCAAUAAAUUAUCGUCACUCUUUGUACAGUU